This is a messenger RNA of Dermochelys coriacea (leatherback sea turtle), 954 nucleotides long. It is a transcript of the gene CLTRN, whose product is annotated as collectrin, amino acid transport regulator. The coding region runs from base 52 to 732 and encodes 226 amino acids. The record is from RefSeq and is a predicted model, not a curated record. The transcript is spliced from 6 exons. NCBI's taxonomy places the organism in Eukaryota, Metazoa, Chordata, Testudines, Dermochelyidae.
UUUACUGUGGUGACUUUUUUCUUUUUGCCACAAGUUUUCCACUCUGAAAGGAUGUUAGGGGUUUUGCUGCUUGCUUUCUCCUUGCUUACCAUUGCUCAUUCUGAGCUCUGCAAGCCAGAUGCACAGAAUGCUUUCAAAGUACGGCUUAGUAUCAAAACAGCUUUGGGAGAUAAUGCAUAUGCUUGGGAUGCAAGUGAAGAAUACCUGUUCAAGGCAAUGGUGGCUUUUGCAAUGCGAAGAUAUUCCAACAAAGAAACAACUCAAAUUUCCAAUGUGCUGCUUUGCAAUAUGACAGAGAGGGUGUCAUUUUGGUUUGUGGUCACAGACUCUGCCAAAAAUGUGACAACUGUUCCUGGAAGUGAAGUAGAGGCAGCCAUAAGGAUGAACAGAAACAGAAUCAACAGUGCCUUCCUACUGACAGACAGCACACUGCAGUUCUUGAAAAUUUCCUCCACUUUAUCACCACCCAUUGAACUCACUGUGCCUGUCUGGCUUAUCGUGUUCAGUGUUGUUCUUUGCCUCGUUGUGGCUGGAAUUCUUUUCCUUGUUGUGUCAGGAAUCCGACAACGCAAAAAAAAUAACAAUGAGUCUGCAGAGAUAGGUGAUUUAGAAGACAAAUGUGACACACCAGUGACAACAGAAAAUGGGAUUCCCUGCGAUAUACUGGAUUUAAAAGCAGGCCAGACUAAUGGAGUCUACGCAGCAGAUGAUGAACGGUUCACACCACUAUGAAAUGUCACAGUUUCUUUCUGGCUUCUUUGAGAGAGAUUGUGCUAUCUUUAUCUAGUCAUGACUGAUGAAUGUCAAACAUCAAGGCAAGAAAAAUAUGACUUGUCAGUUAUUUUCCCUUGAGAGAAACUUUCCUUGAUAAAACACAAACACACAAAUCUGUAUUACAAAGCUAAAGCAAAUGUGAGGACAUCCACUCAAUUGUUCAUUAAACAUUUUCAAGAA